Messenger RNA from Melanotaenia boesemani (Boeseman's rainbowfish), 5982 nucleotides. RefSeq names its product TBC1 domain family member 10A-like. The transcript has 10 exons. Lineage: Eukaryota; Metazoa; Chordata; Actinopteri; Atheriniformes; Melanotaeniidae. The coding region runs from base 470 to 3202 and encodes 910 amino acids. The record is from RefSeq and is a predicted model, not a curated record.
ACGCACGUAGCUGUCAGUAGGAAAUGCAGUUUGUCCGUGUAGGAUGCACCCUUACCGCAAUGCCUGGAUAAAUCAUCACACCAAAUUCCUUUGGUUCAGUAUAAAAGGUGUAACCAGGAGGCUUACUUUAAUUUGGUUGUUUUGGAUAUAUUGAGCUCUCAUGUCUAGACAUUCAGCCAACUAGCUAGGCUAACAGAAACAGAACACUAACAACGCUAAUGCUAAUUGUUACAUUAGGCUAAAAUUAGCUAACUUAGCUAGCUAGCUUGCUGAUUGCAGGACGUUUGCUGUUUCACUAGCUCACGCCUUUGAGUGGUUUCUAGCCUGGUCUCUCUCUUUCGUGUUAUCAAACGGAGGAGGUUGUCGAACCGGAGCUGUGGCGGGGGGACGUGCCUACAUGAACCCCCUGGCUGUCCAGGCGGACGGAUCACAGUGACACGUCGGUUGUAGGAGAGAUCAGAGUGGAACAAUGGCUGAACUCUCCACCUUAUCUCCAUCAUCACCUGCAUUGAGUGAUCCUCAUGCAGCUCCAUCUUUAUCAGCUCUCCCUUCUAAUAAUCCUGCUUCAGAGUCCGUCAAGGAGAUAGCCAUACCCAAGUCUUCCCUUUACAAUGACAAAGCUUUGACUGGAAGUACUCCCACAACACUCUCAGGGAGUUCACUCUCAACUCCACAUCUUCCCUUAAGUCCCACAAAACACACUCCUGAGACCUCCCUCCCAUCAGUGGUACAUGAAGCUGUUCCACAAAGAGAGGAAUUGGCAGGGAAUGAUACAGGAACUGGAGCUCAUGUUAAUAGGCAGGAGAGUAGGAAACCAGGUGUUACGGAGCUCUUGAAUACUGAAACUUCUGAACUUGCAAGUGAGCCAUCACCUCCAAGAACAGCGCUACAGGCUUCAUCUUCUCCCGAUCAAAAUCCUGGUCCAAAUCUAUACCCUGACGUGCAUGUCAACUAUAACCCAAACUCCAUCAUGGAUGAUGGUCAGCUAACAGUGAGUCAGUCUCAGAUGAGUGCUGACUCCAAUUCCACACCUGCUCCCUCAGCAUCAUCAACAACAGAUGAGGAUAAGCCUCAGCCACUCCAGGAAGCACUAAAACCUCAAAGUGAGCCUCUGCCUCCCCCUCUUUCUCCAAAGCACGACACUUCCAGUGAAGUCAAGGGAGAACUGUUUGCUACCCCAACCAGAGUUGGACCCCCUAGCCCAACUGUCCCACUGAUCCAUGAGCCACCCUUCCCGCUACCCAGUCCACGGCCAGCCCCUGACAACCUCAGCUACUUAGAAUCAGCCAGUCUGAUGUCGGGAACAUUGGAGUCCUUGUCUGGAUUGGGAGAGGAUGGGAGCUCUGUGGGCUCAGACUCUGAGAUCAAUGGCUUGACUGUGAGACGUACUGAUAAAUAUGGUUUCCUGGGUGGGAAUCAGUACAGUGAAACAGGCGAAAAGGAAGUCCGAGUUGAAGUUGCCAGGCAGAGGGAGUUGAAAUGGCUUGAUAUGUUCUGCCACUGGGAUAAGUGGAUCAAACAUAGUUUCCAGAAGGUGAAGCUGCGCUGUAGGAAGGGGAUUCCGUCUUCUCUGAGGGCCAAAGCCUGGCAGCUGCUGUCCAACAGCCAAGACCUUCUAAAUGCCAACCCAGGGAAAUUUGAGGAACUGGAGAGAGAGCAGGGCGAGGCUAAAUGGCUGGACAUUAUAGAGAAGGAUCUCCACCGGCAGUUCCCCUUUCAUGAGAUGUUUGCUGCUCGUGGUGGCCAUGGACAACAGGAUUUGUACCGAAUCCUUAAGGCCUAUACCGUCUACCGGCCUGAUGAGGGCUACUGUCAGGCCCAGGCUCCAGUGGCUGCAGUGCUACUCAUGCACAUGCCUGCUGAGCAAGCUUUUUGGUGCCUCGUCCAGAUAUGUGAGAAGUAUCUUCCUGGCUACUACAGUGCCGGACUGGAAGCAAUUCAGCUCGAUGGCGAGAUCUUCUUCUCUCUGUUGCGGCGUACAUGUCCAAUGGCAUAUCGUCAUCUUAAGAAAUUCAAGAUUGAUCCAAUUCUCUACAUGACUGAGUGGUUCAUGUGCAUCUUCUCACGUACAUUACCGUGGUCCUGUGUCCUGCGAGUAUGGGACAUGUUCUUCUGUGAAGGGGUAAAGAUAGUAUUUCGUGUGGGCUUGGUGUUACUGAAACAGAUGCUUGGCUCUGUUGAUAAACUGCGAGAACUGCAGGGCAUGUACGAGACCAUGGAGCGUCUUAGAAACAUCUCACCCGACACUAUCCGAGAGGACAUACUGGUACAGGAGGUCAUUACACUCCCAGUGACCGAGGCUCUCAUCGAAAGGGAGUGCAGCGUCCAGGUGAAGAAAUGGAGGGAGUCAAGAGGGGAGCUGACACACCAGCCAAUGCGUCGACUCCAUGGUACAAGAGCCAUCUAUGAGUACAAACGUCGCGCUACCGCCAUCAGUUCUGGUGGUAGCUUCUCAUUCCUUGGAAGCCCAGUCCCACCGCCAGGACCCCUUAGGGCCUCCUCCAGCCUUCUCUCUCUCCCUGGCUUCCGCAAGUCUAAGGCUCCAUUCCACACUCAAGCUAAGAUGGGCUCCUUUUCAGGUCCAUCAGGAGUUGAGGCCCUGCCACCUCGCUCUCCACCUGUAGGAUCAUUAAGCCCAAGCCGAGGCCCCAUUCAUAAACCACCAAUGCCUCCAGGAGCUGGCCAGAGAGCUCCAGCUCCCCAUGUUCAAAGUCCCUUAGUCAUGGGUGAAACUGGCUCAUCCCGUGGGCCAGUUCAAGCUUCAGAGGGCACAUCAGCACAGAGCAAGCCUGAUGCUUCAGCCCCGGUGCAAAGCACACCUGCUCCUAACACUUUGUCCCCGUCUCCUAAGAUUGUCUCAGAGCAAAUUACUCCAACUAUCCCCUCUCCUACUGCAAACAAUGCCCCUCUACAGCCAUGUUUAGAUGCACAAAAAGAGGCAGCACCAUCGGCUAAUGCUACAACUGGAGAGGAAGAAGGAAAGAAGAAGAGGAGAAGUAAAGAGGAAAAGAAGAAGGAAAAGGAAGAUGAGAAGAAAAAACUAAAGGAAAAGAAGGAAAAGGAAAAGGCUGAAAAGGAGAGGCUGAAGAAGGAGAAAGAGAGGCUAGAAAAAGAGAAAAAGAAAGGGGGGAAGAAAAAAGAUAAAGGGGGAGGAGAGGGGGAGGACAAAAACGGAGCUGCAGCAGGGAAAGAUUCGGCCUAGUUUUCACCCUGUCAUUCCAGGAUAAUGAAAAGGGAGCUAAACAAAAAAAGAGGUCAGAUGAACAAAAGACCUACAGAAAACAAGCAAUUAAUUAAAAAAAUGGGAUGGCUUCCUGUGUAACACAUCAUGACUUAAUGUAGUUCAAGGACGAUGAUGGAGAAGAGCCUCAUGGUUUUAAUAGCACCUCGAGGGUCAUUUGCCCUUUCACUUAAUGCUUUCUUUUGACUGAGUUUUAUUGAUGUGGGACAAAUAUACUUUUUCAACUGGAGCACCGGCUGUGAAUCUGAAAAUUUCCUCCUGAGAUUUACAGUCAUUAUCCGUUUUAGUUUUUUAAGUUUUUAUCAUUUUUAACAGACUGAUGGCAGUUGAAAGAGAAACAUCUGCGCAAGGGAUUGUUAAAACGAACACCUUCAGAAAUAGUGCCACAGCUUAUAUAAAUUAAAGUUAUGAUGUAUCGGAUCAAGUCAACACUCCAUAUGUCCCGUCAUGUCUCAUGUGGACAAGUUAUCUGGGGGUGGGAAAAAAAAAAAGAAAAAAAUCCCCUUUGAAAUCAUCUCAAAUGCAGGCACUGAAGAUGGAACUGCUAGUUAUGUUGAGGAUGUAUUUAUUGUCUUGUCAAAUGUGUGUGUUUGUGUGUGUGUGCCUUAGUAGUAACGUGAAAUGUGUUGAUGUUCUACGUGUGGUCUCCCUAUGCCUGCUUUUUUUUUUCUUUUCAUUUUCUCCUCAAGACAAACCACCACUGAAUCCUUUGUUUUUUUCCAAACAAAUAAUUUUUUCUGUGUAAUUAGAAUCCAUCUGAUCUGUAACACAGGUCAAGACAAAAAGACAAAGUACAACCAGACACAGCAUGCAGUGGUGGACAUUCAUUUGCUUGUUUUGUUUAGUUUUUUCUUAAUCAAACUAACUAAAGGGGAGCAUGUAUAGUUUUUUUUUUUAUACUUUAGUAGUUUUAACUUAAGUUUAAACUUACUAUGUCUGGCAGUGAAUUUUGCAAAACGUAGGGGCAAAAUUGUCAAACUGCUUGUGUGAAAACGUACAAGCGCAUCCAUGCAAACGCCAUGCAGACCAAACAACCUAUAAGAUUAGUGUUAAUUUGACAUACUUAAAAAAAUGGUGUAUGCAUUUUUAUUUAGCCAAAUUAUAGAAUGGGUAAGACAUUUGUUCAUUAACCCGUUUGGAAUGUGAUUUCAAGUGUUUAAAAAGAAUGAAGGAUGUGUUUUGCACUUGUGAUUUAGUCACAAAACGCCACUGAAGUUGACAUAGAAACUGAGUAGUUUUGAAAUCUCUGCCUUGAGGACCUAUAGGAAGCCACAUGACUGGAGGUGCAAGGUGUGCCAAUGUAGCGUUAACCUCUGAUCCUUGACUUGCGGGUAAUGGUGUAUUUAUGUACAAAGUGGUUAAUUUAAUCUAAUAUAGUAUAUUAUUAAUUAUUUUCAUUCUGACUAUUUUUCUAUAUGAGCAAGCGAUGCCUGGUGGACUGGAAAGAUGGCAGACUACACAGUGUAGCUGCAGGGGGAUCUAUUUUAACUUUUUUUUGCACGUCAAGUCCUCUGCUUUUACACAACAAACUUGAUGCACGUCUUUACUAUUAUUUGAGUUUACUGUCAUUAUUGGUUUGUUCAACUAAGUUCACAAGUCUCCAGUAUAAAGAAGUGCAGUAUUAAAUGGACUUGAGUGAAAAAUGGGCCUCCAAUAGAACAAACGUUGAGACUAAUUAUACAGAAUCUGUGGGAGUUUGUACUUUAUAAUAUACUAAGUGGUGAUACAUGAGCUUUGAACUGCUCUGAAAUGGAAAAUCUUCAUUAUGUUUAUAUCACCAAGUUGUGUUGUAAUAUUCAUAAUGACUCCUGAACUAACACCCUAUCUAUUUACACUCAGUGUUCUGUACUGUAACUUAUUUACGAAAACAUUAAAUGGCACUGAACCCAUCAGUAUGCAAUGAAUAGUGUCAGGUAGUUAGUUUAAAACCAUUUGCUGGCAAAAAAAAAACAAAAAAAAACAUUCAUACUCUGUAACCGUACUGUUUCAUAGUUAAUAAUUAGCAAAAUUUCAACAUAAUUGUAGCCAGCUUGUCCUCUGUUUAUUGUUUUUCCACUUAUUCUGGGUCUUUACAGGGAUGUCAUUCAGAUAUGUAAAAGUCACAUAUAAUCCCUUUGCUAUUUUGACAUCACUAUGGACACAGAUUAGUGUUAAAAUGGUUAACCCCAACACAUCUAUGCAAACCCUCCUCCAUCAUGACUGUUGGUGUGUGUGGUGACAGUAGCACUGAUCUAAUCAGAGCAGUGGCAUAGAAAAAUUAAUUAUGUGCUUCAUUAGGUGUUUUUUUCACUUUCAGAACAAAGGACUAUGACAUUUAAUGAGCAAUACCUCCUCACGUCCCAUGUCUUGAUGAUAGUGUCAAUUCUUUUUAAGACAGCUGGAGAUGUGAUGAACGGAUGAAUCUGACACUAGCUGCAGAUUCAGUACUUGGCUCAGAAAUAUUGAGGACAAAUUAAGAACAUCCACUUCUCUCCUGUUGUCCGUUGUGUGUUUCUUUGUUCAUGCUUGAUUGGGAAUGACUUUGAUGAUGCAAACACUUCAAAAAAGUGUCCUAGCUGUUUUUUUUUUUCUCACCAUGCUGUUGUUUCUUUUGUCUUUAAGUUUACAUGUCACUCUUUCUCUCUGGCGAAAGUGAAAUAAAAUCAUAGCUAAAUUAAUUCAUUCCUUCAGAUUGACAAUUGUUGUAUUUAUAAUUAAUGAAAAUGACAUUUGUGAUGAGUAAUAAACUAUAAUAUAUUAAA